GGGGGGGCGGGCUGAGGAUCCUUGCACGGAUGCCACCGGCUCCCUAGGUUCUGUCAAGGGAGCCUGGCGUGCGGAGGCGACUGAGGAGGCGGGAAGGCGGCAGUGGUUGAAGGGGCGAUUGCUGACUUGCGGGGAGGAGGUCUGAGAGGUUGAGCAGCCAUGGUGAUGGCGGCGAAGAAGGGCCCAGGGCCGGGUGGCGGGGUCAAGGCGGAGGCGGAGGCGGCCUCGGAGGUGUGGUGUCGCCGGGUGCGGGAGCUGGGCGGCUGCAGCCAGGCCGGGAACCGCCACUGCUUCGAGUGCGCCCAGCGCGGGGUCACCUACGUGGAUAUCACCGUGGGCAGCUUCGUCUGCACCACCUGCUCCGGCCUCUUGAGAGGCCUGAACCCCCCUCACCGGGUCAAGUCCAUCUCCAUGACAACGUUCACCGAGCCGGAAGUGCUCUUCCUGCAGUCCCGCGGAAACGAGGUUUGCAGGAAGAUCUGGCUGGGUCUUUUUGAUGCUCGGACAUCUUUAAUACCAGAUUCCAGGGAUCCUCAGAAGGUGAAGGAAUUUCUCCAGGAAAAAUAUGAAAAGAAGAGAUGGUAUGUCCCCCCAGACCAAGUCAAGGGGCCCACUUACACCAAAGGCAGCACCUCCACCCCCGUCCAGGGCUCCAUCCCAGAAGGCAAGCCCCCCCGGACACUUUUGGGGGAUCCUGUGCCGUCUCUCUCAGCUGCUGCCUCCAGCUCCAGCCAGCCUGUCAGCCAGCCUCGGACGUCCCAGCCCCGGAGCUCUCAACCUCCUCCCCCUUCCUCGGUCAAGAAAGCCAGUACUGAUCUGCUGGCUGACAUCGGCGGAGACCCCUUUGCUGCUCCCCAGCUGGCACCAGCUUUUGCUGCAUUCCCAGCCUUUGGGGGCCAAACGCCUUCCCAUGGGAGCUUUGCCAACUUUGAUGCCUUCAGUAGUGGCCCCGGCUCUUCUGCAUUUGGAAGCAUUCCUCCAGCUGGCCAAGCCCCAUUCCAGGCCCAGCCGGCGCCCCCAGCCAGUCGGAUGCUAACUGGAAGUCACAGCUUUGGGAGCAGCCAGGGGACUCCAUUUGGUGCCUCUCCUCUUGCACCUGCUAGUCAGCCCAACAGCCUCGCAGAUGUGGGCAGCCUCCUGGGGCCUGGGGCAUCAGCUGGAGGCAUCCCCAGCAGCAUCUUCGGGAUGGCCGGCCAGGUCCCCACGCUCCAGUCAGCCACCACUGGUGGAGGCAGCAGCCCAGGGCUAGCUUUUGGAGCCUUCAACCCUUUCACCACACCUGCUGCUCACGCCCAGCUGCCUUCCACCAACCCUUUCCAGCCCAAUGGCUUGGCCACAGGGCCGGGCUUUGGGAUGAGCGGUGCUGGGCCAGGCUUCCCCCAGACAGUGCCACCCACCGGGGCUUUUGCCAGCCCCUUCCCACCACCGCUCUUCCCCGCACAGACCUCGAUGACUCAGCAGCAGAAUGGCUAUUCCUUCGGAGACUUGGGAUCCACCAAGCUGGGGCAGGGGCCACUGAGUCAGCCAGCUGGCAUCUCCACCAACCCCUUCGUGACUGGAUCCUCAUCAAGCCCAUUUGCCGCCAAACCUCCGACCACCAACCCAUUCUUGUAGCACUGUGUCCUGGGGGGCCUGCUCUCCGGGGCCCCUCUACUCCCUGGAGCUCUGAGGACCACUUGCCUGUGGCAUUUCUGCGGGUCUGAGACCAGAUGGGUCUUGUUUUGCAGGGUAGGGGGCUGAGGGUGGCGGAGCCGCUAAUGCUUUGCUUGGGGCUUGCAGAUAAAAGGACAGCUUCCCAGGUCAGCUGCCCCCCAGGUCUCCUUCCUUUCCUUCUCCAGCCCCCACCCAGGCAGGGGGGUGCCCGGGAGGCAAGAUGACAGAGCCAGGCCUAGAGGAGCUGUGGUGUUUUAUUUUUCAAAUUAUUAACGAUGAUGACAGUAGUCCUCCCCUCCUGCCCUUAGCGCUCCCUUCACUCUGAACCCUGUCAGGGGAGGAAGCCGUGGGCAUAGGCUGACCAGUUCUCCCCGUGGGAACAACUCCCCAGUGCCCAGCUUGCUGAUUCUGUUCUCCUCGUGGUCGGAAGCACUGUGGGGAAAGCAGGGCAAAGGUGGGGGGUGAGGCGCAGAAUGGUGAUCAGACAGGCUGAGGAGGCCCUGGGGGGCCAGAGUGCCCUGGCUCGGGCCAGCAGCCCUUUCUCCAUGUUCUCGCUUCCCCAGCUUGCUGCCACAUCCUGGGCACUUAGGAUGAAUCAUUUCACCUACAGACUUACACAUGCCCAACUGCCGUCAAGCACUUUAGUUAGCUGUGGUGUCAUGUUUGGAUACCAGUGUUUUAUAUUUAUACAUAGAGAGAAUUUUCUAAUAUAGCCUAUUAUAUAUCUAUCUAUAUAUGCACACACACAUAUCCACACGCAGCCAUUCUCCCCUCCCAGACAGCUCUUCCACGCGAGAAUGGGAUGAACCCCUAUCGGGGCCUCGACUGCAAAGCCGGCGCUCCAGGGGGUGCGGGAGGGAGCCACAUGUCCCAACCACCCCAGGGCCUGAGCUUUUUCAGGAAAAGGCUUUGUGCAAUUGGCUGGGGUUUUUUUUUUUUUCUUUCCUUUUUUUUCCCCAUGUGCCUCCCUCCCCCUUCCCUGCCCCCCAAAUCUCUGCACCAAAGCUGUUGCGGGCAAUGUUGGGAAAGAACUGCAUUAAAAAAAAAAAUGGC
Messenger RNA from Dama dama (fallow deer), 2706 nucleotides. It is a transcript of the gene AGFG2, whose product is annotated as ArfGAP with FG repeats 2. Bases 160 to 1614 code for a protein of 484 amino acids. The transcript is spliced from 13 exons. NCBI's taxonomy places the organism in Eukaryota, Metazoa, Chordata, Mammalia, Artiodactyla, Cervidae. Gene Ontology annotation, molecular function: GTPase activator activity. The record is from RefSeq and is a predicted model, not a curated record.